Molecule: messenger RNA, 456 nt
Organism: Drosophila hydei
Lineage: Eukaryota; Metazoa; Arthropoda; Insecta; Diptera; Drosophilidae
Gene: sun
Product: protein stunted
Exons: 4
Coding region: 111-287 (58 amino acids)
Biological process (GO): proton motive force-driven mitochondrial ATP synthesis
Cellular component (GO): mitochondrial inner membrane
Molecular function (GO): proton-transporting ATP synthase activity, rotational mechanism
Source: RefSeq, a predicted model, not a curated record
UUAAGUAUUAGCACCUCUAGUUCUCAUCAGGAACUCCGAAAGCGCCUGCACUAGUAAAGGUCUGUAAUCUUGUUUCUCCGUGCGAAUAAUUUGCAAAAAGAUUUAUCAAAAUGACCAACGCCUGGAGAGCUGCUGGACUUACCUAUAUUCAAUAUUCCAACAUUGCUGCCCGUGUGCUGCGUGAUGCCCUCCGUGCAGACCUCCGUGCUGAGGCCGCCAAGCGCAACGAAACCCACGUGAAGUUCACACCAUGGGUCAACGGCAGACCUGCACAUGAAAAAGCAUAAUUGCUUCAACGACAAAAUGUCUGUUAUGUAGCAAGGUCUCGUCAAGCGGAAUCUGCCUAGACGUUACCAAAUCAACUGGCGGCCAUCAAGAUGCGAAGGCAAAAUGUUGACUUGUUUCCAUAAUUAAAAUUUACGAAUUAAAAGAAAUUGAAAACAAAACAAACAAAAA